Messenger RNA from Xyrichtys novacula (pearly razorfish), 41528 nucleotides. Lineage: Eukaryota; Metazoa; Chordata; Actinopteri; Labriformes; Labridae. The record is from the annotation of a GenBank genome assembly.
GGACAUCAAAAACCGACCGGUAUUCGCUGCGUUUCCGUUGCCCAUGACACCGGAACGAAGUUCUGACAGCUGAUUCUCCAAUCAGUUCAUAUCCACUCCGAGACCCAAAUAAAACCCUAAAGAAGUUCUUUCCGGUCGGACCUGCCUCCUCAGAGAAGCUCCGGUGGGAGCUGCUGUUGCCCUCGGCUCAAACAGGAAGGAGGACGGCUGAGUAUGGUGUAGCACGGAGCGCUAGCUCGGAGACAGCAGGUAAAAACACAAGCUAAUACAGGCGAGCGUGGAGACUUUCCUAACAACUUCAGCGCGCAGUUUCCAGCGAUUUCACCAGCUAUCUGAAAUCAUAGGUAGAUGUGAUAAGAACUGAGUUGAAAUCAAGCUUGAUGAGUGUUUCCGUUAGCCGUUAAGAGCGGUUCAAAAUACGGCGAGUUAAAGAAACUACAAUGACGAGGCAGGAACUCAACUGACAAAUCCGAACACAUUUGUUGUAGUUUUCAGUCUUUUUCACACUCUUUGGAUUAUUUUGCGGUUAAACCUCCUGUCUGUAUUGAGUGUGAACCUCAAUUACCCAGGCUCAUCAAGUUUACCUCACUGUUCCUUAAAGAAGGGGGGAAAUCAAAACAAAAGACUGUAACUGUCAUUAAUCUUUUAGGUUUUUCAUUUUUACACUUUAUUACAUUCAGUUAAUAUUCAAAACAUCCAAUACAAACAAGGGAAAAUCUCAAACACGUGACUGAAAAGGAGCAGAAAGAAGAAAACUCUUUCAAAAUAUAUUAAUCAACUGAAAACAUAAUAAAAAUAAACAACAGCUGCAGGCAAACACGCCUUUUUACAGUUCAUUAUUUAUUAUUUUCAGAAACAACCUACAAAACGAACAGAAAAGACCACGUUAAUUUCCACUUUUGCACAAAACAAACAUACGAAGACUUAUUUACUCAACAUACUGUCUUUGACACUUUCUUUUUGAACAUGAAAUUUCAUGCAUUCUUUUAAUUUGAUCCCUUUUCUAGCCAUUAUUUAGUUUCUUUUGCUUGUUUCAUUUCUUGUUUCUAUUCCUUGGUUCUUUGCACCAUAAAAGGGCCUUUAAGUAAGCCCAGGUAGUGAGCCAGGUGUGGAGGGCGGAGCUAUACAGAUUUUUGACUGUGUUUGCGUGGCAGCAGGUGAACUUUCUCUUUGUGUUGAAUGAAAAUAAAUUGGUCACCGUACUCAAAGAAAGAAUAUUGGAAUCUUGGUUUUUAUUGUCACAUCACGCGUCAGAACGAGUUCUAGCUCUUCACCCAUUGGAACUCAGGUGUAUAGUCUCAGUGGUAAGACUCUACAACGUGCGUGCAACACCAAAAGUAAACUGUAAACAAACAUAACCAGUGAGAAUAUUCAAAAAGACAAUAACAAAAUGAAAAUUUGUCAGAUAUGGAACAAUUAUCGAAUUAUACAAGAGGUACAAUGCUUUAUUAUCAAAGUAGUCCUUAACUUUGUUUAACAUUUACUACUGUUUGACUAACAUCCAGGUAGUCAGUGUGAGCGAGCAACAGCAGGGUGCAGUGACUGACAGCCGAGGCAGGUGGGUGAGAGUCAACCUCAGUGACACACAUUUAAAGGGAUCACUGAUACCUGACACCCCUCACUGCCUCACUGCUAAUUCUACCCCCCAAAUAAGUUUCCCUAGAGCUCAGGCUGGACAGUGCAGUGAUGCCAGGGAGCUGAUCACCGUUCACACAGGCUUAGUAUGACCUGUGGUCCUCUGGUAAUUUGUGAAUUACCCCCUGAGGUCAGACACACAAGUAAAGUCUAUAAUUUACUUGAACUUCCUGACGUGUCUGAUUGAAAAUGCCAGGGCAGUGCACGGCAUCAGCAUUACACUCUGCAGCUACAGCCGACCAGGAAUUUAUUACAAGAAGAUUUCCACAUCUGGUCAACGAAUGUGCAUCACGAACACAUGCAAAAACUUUGUCAUAUAAAGUCUAUAAGCUACUACUAGGGUUGCAAAAUUCUGUGAAUUUUCAGGGUAAAUAUAAUUGAUCUAUAAGACUAAUGUUUAACUUGCAAACAUCAAAUAAAAAUAGGUGCUAAAUGAAAGCUAUUUUUCAUUUCAUUGACCAUUUAAGGGGCUAGCCUGUAAUGGUGGUUGUAGCUACCUCAAACGUGAUUCUGUUCAUGCCAUUGCACUAGGGUUUUUACAAGCUUUUUAUGUUAUUUUAUUCUUCGGAAAAAUGCCAGGUUCGCCAUCUGAUGUGUGUCAUGUUUUUUAAUUGUACUAUUUUGCAUGGAUGACUGCUUAUGACAAAACAAAAAUAUUUACCUUUAUGUUUGGAUAUUAUACAGUUUGUUCAAAUUACUCCCAAUUUCAAGUUAAUUCCCAUAAAUUCCCAGAUUUCCAAAGGAAAGUUUCCAAUUUGGAAUAUUUCCAAAAUUCCCCAGCUUAACUUCCCAUGGAAAGUUUCUGGAAAUGUACCAGAAAUUUUCCGAAAAUUUUCCCCCUUUGCAUCUAAUACAUCUAAUUCCGAGUUUGAUCAGUCAGUCUUCCUGUCGACGUGAAAAGCAGUAGCCUACAGUCUUACUACAGUAUAUAGUAUACUAUAUCGACAGUAUAAAUGUAUUUUUUAGAACUUCCUAAAAAAUUUAAAAAUCGUCUGAUUAAUCGUUAAUUGGAUUUUUUCCCCCCUAAUAAUCAGUAUCGGCAUCAGCCCCAAAAAAUCCACAUUGGUCGAGCCCUAUUAUCAUGUCAUAGUUGACAGCAAACUCUUUCCUCUGUCGUAACACUGAACUCUAUCCCAGCAGAUGUUUUCUUUUCUUCUUCUUUUACACAAAUGCCUGUAGAGUCAGCUGCAAAAUGCCAACACUAAAAAUGGCCCCACAAACAAGGCGACCUGAAGAAGCAAAUAAACAACAGCAAAGGCAGGAACCCCCUCAAGCGGCGUGCUGUUGCAUGGCAUAGAUUAUUACCUGCUGAUGUGUUUACGAAGAGUGAAUGCUUUUAUCUCCGAGUGUAACGCUGUUAUAUCAUAGUCAAGUGCUUCCUGCUGCAGCAUCAUUAGUAAGAAAAUUGGCAGGAGCAGGAUGUUGGUGUGCUCUUUUGUCUUCCUCUUACUUUGCAGAGUCUGUUCAACAUUAUUUAGCGGUGAGCAGAAACACGGCUCACUAUGAGGGUUGGAGACGUCUGUUUGUUACACUCACGAUGUCAAAAUUAAAAUCCUCUUUUGUCAUGAGCUUCAGAGUUCCCUGUUGUUAACAUCAGUCCCAGAACUAAAUAAUCACUAUUCAUGAUAAUUACAGCAGAGACGAUGUUGUUCUGGCAGCUUUCAGAAGUGAUUAAUUAGCUCAUUAACUGUAAUUUCUUUGAAGGAUGAUGGAAUAAAUUAAUGAUAGAUGUUUACGACUGAAAGAUGAAAGUUUUUAGCUUUUAAAUCACUUAAAAACUGUCAAGAAGACUUUCAUUUAACACUUAGAUCAGUAAGCCACUUGUAGCUCCCUGCCAAUUUCUUCACACACGGUGUUGUUGAGUUGCUUUCCCUUGAUCGUUUGCUGUCUGUUAAUUAUUCCACCAUAAUUUAGUGAUGAUUCAGUCUUUGGUUUAUUGCUACGGCUCAUAAAAGACCUUAUUGUUGGCAGUAGUCUCCUUUCUUUACAUAAUGAUACCAACAUUAAGUUGAUAAUAAACAUGUAUUUGUACUUAAACUGAAUGAUUUGUUAGCCCUGGAUUAAUUUUCAUCAGCUAUAUGAGAAGACCAUCAAAUAUCUUUUAUUUAUCAGCUAAACUGAGCUGUUGGUUCAAAUCAAAAUGGCCUUAAAGGAUCCUUUUCUGUAGUGUUUUCUCUUUAUCUGACCAGCCUGUCAUUGUCCAUAUUUGUUCAAAUUGUGCAGCCAUGUUUGGGCAGACUGUUCCGACGCACUAAGCUGAACCGUCCAGACAGAAGACCGUUCGCAUUUACAGCUGCAAGAAUUUUACAAGUUAGGAUUUGCAUGAAGAGAUGUGUCUGAUGGUAUAUGUAUUUUCCUUCAUGCCGUGACAGAAGUUUUUACAUUUCUGUCUGAUUGUCAGGCGUUUUAGCAGCAGUGCAGUCCGGCACAGUGCAGCGUGGGGCAGAUAAAGGCAGACCACAGCAGCGGAGUCAUGCUUACGUUGGCCAGUAAGCUGAAGAGGGACGAUGGAGGGAAGACGGGCCGUGCCUCAGGAGCAUCUGACUCCACCCACAGGGUCUCCAUCAGGGACCGCCUCCUAACCAAAGGUAACAGGGACCACCGUACAGUAUUUCUUCACAAAGCACUGCUAGUUCCUGCUUAUUUGUUCACUCUCUUAUCCCCCAUGUAUGUUUCUGCUGAACUUCAUUUACUCAUUUCGGUCCUUUAAUUGUUUCGGGACAUUUUUUAUUGCCUUCUGAGUCAGCGUCCGGACACCUGCCUCCUCUGUCCUUUUAUAAAAUUCUUCAGCAAACUCAUUACACUUUGUUUAUCCCACAAGCAGCUAAAAUAAUAAAACACUGGCUUGUGUCGUCGAGGUCAUUUAAAAGCUGUAUCCAAAUUGAUCCUUUCCUCUCACAGAUGUUGUUCAUAUCUGUGGUAUUCUCACCUCAUAAAGCUGCGAUUAUUUUCCAUCAUUUUUCCUUUUUUACUUAAUUAUUGUCAAGACUAAAUUUUAACCUAACUGUGAUUAAAUCUAGAGAGUAAUAUGUGUGUGUCGCCACCUUACUUAGCAGCCAUUUCUGCAGUUGCAGCGUCCGUCGCUGCCUCCUGACUGUGACGUUAUCAUAGAAAGCUGGAUUAUAAGCAUUACACAGCUGUUGAUGAAGGUAUCUUAUCCACGUGAUCCUGCAUUAUUUAGAUUUAAUUGCCUGAUUACAUAUGCAGGAAUAGAAAAAGCCUUCACCAUAUCCACCACAUAAAAUGCAGUGUCACGUUAAAUGAUUAUUAUACAGUUAAAGUUACAUUAAGGGAUUAACGGCCUCAUUUAAUCCUCUCAGAUUAAAUUAUGCAAAUUAUUCAACAAAAGUCUUCUAAAGAAGUCUGUGCAACUAAAGAACUUCUACAAAAUAAUUUAACACUUCUAAUGUUUGAUUUAAGACCUUUUUGACUUUAUACAUUUAUAUGUCCAUGUCGAGGCUGAUUCAGAAAAUCAUGUAAGCACCUGUCAGUUUACUGCGCCCCCUCCCUCCCUUUCCUCCAGGCACUCAGGUGUUUUACUUUGAUACACUAUGUCCUAAAUUCAUCAUCAUGAUGUUCAAAACUGAGGUUUACAGACCUGUUCCAACACGACUUAUGGGCUCAAACUCUAUUAAGACAAAAACAAAAUCCUCCUCCUAAAUUAUAAGGUUGUUUUUGCCACCUAAUAUUAAAAAUACUUGCUCAUCACUACCAUCGGCCAAAAACGCAGACUCUGAUUAACUUUGUGGAUCCAGUAGUUCAAGGAUGAAGGACUGUUAAAGUCAAAUGUGGACCAGACUUUUUAUUAAACUUCCUUUAAGGACCUGACAUGAGAGCUUUUAGGCAGACUCCUUCUUCUAAUUACAAAGAGUUACACCCUGAACAUUUUAAAGAGUAGGCUUGUAUGCAUGACAAUGCAAAACUCUUUGCAUGACUCACCAGAAAAGUGAACUGCCUAGAGGGAGCGUCCCUUCCCCUCGACUAUUUCUGUGAUGUAGUGUUAUAAAGCUGACACAAAUAAGCAGUGAGCAGUGUGUCAGUGUGAGAAAAGCAAACAGAGGAAAAGGUGCUUGAAAAACUUGGACACACUUAACCCAGGAGCAAUGCAAGCUAAACAACUCUCUCCUCUUCCUGUCAUCCUCUUACUCAUCUUUUCUCUCUCUCUCUUUUAUUCGCUUCUCAUUUUGUCACCCGCUAAUAGAAUCUUUCUGCUUCAUCGCAUAAGACAAUUUAUUUUACAACUUGCAUUUUAGAAAUUAUGUUUCCAUGCAGAGGCAAUCAUCUCUAAUUGAUCAGGUGGUGUUUCGGCGCCUCAUGUAAUGAAUGUGGCAGAGUCAGCUGUCUGUGUUCAUGGAUCCUGAGUAUUUCUGGGUGUCUGUAUCUGUGACUCUGUCUUUCCCUUUGUCUUUGCGUCUUUAAUAAUUAUUUUUCUUCUUCCUCUCAACAGAAGUUGCAGAACUUGAAGCCAACCUCCCUAGUAAGUACGCUUCACACUCCCUCACACACUGAUCUCUUUUAGUUAGUGUCGCCAGGCUAUCAGAAUUCAUUACCCUCUCCAUUCCGCACCAUGUUUUUUAAGUACAACUCCACUUCUUUGUGCCUUUAAUUAGGGCUGGGCGAUAAACCGGAAAUUUACCGAUACCGAAAUUCACGACAAUGACCAACGUCAUUUUGCCUGUGUCAAAAAAAGAAAUAAAUAAAAGUUGGUUUAGGAUGUGUGUAGGUAGGCUAUGGUCUCAUGUCCCUUUUAAGACACUGUCCUACAUUGGAGACAUGACUCUGUCUCAUCCAGUCUGUAACAAAGAGGGGAAGACAGGUGAGGAGAUGGAGGACAGUUCAAAAAUUGUAGCGGCUGAAGUAGACGAAGUUAAUGUGGGAGGGGGUGAGCAGCUUGUGGAGUAGUUAUUGUCCAUUUAUCAUUAUCGAGGUGAACUGAUCAAUAUAUCGUGAUAUUGAUUUGAGGCCCUACUGUCAAAACAGUUUUAAGUGCAUCAGCUGAAUAAAUGACUAAAUAUAUACGUAAUAUAAACGUAAAAAUGCUUUAUGUGUUUGCCUACUUUGCAGAUUGAAUGUCAAUGUUUCUAUCUUUGAAAAACAAAAGAGGUGUUAGAGCAAAGUCUGUAAGAGUAACAAGUGUUAUCUGCAACAUGAAACUGAACUGCAGCCGGAGUCCGAUUACUUUCCUCCCAGUGUAGGAGUCUGCUAUGCUGUUAAAUCUAUUUAAUAUGAGCUCUGUAAUGUUUGUGAUUGCGCCGGCAUUUAAAUACCUCUUUGUUAAGCUGCAAAUGAUCCGUAAUCCAGAGUAUAAACAAAUGCAAUGUGAGCCCGGGAUUAGUGUCACACUUGUUUGACAUCUUGCCCAGAGAUUUAUUCGUUCAAACACACUGUCAGCUCAGCGUCUACUCUAGUUCUGGCUUUAAUUUCUGAAUGUCCACAAUAGUAUAUUAAAUCUUCAUCAGGUGGUUACCUGAUGUUGUUAGUAUGAGAUUAUUAUAAGUAGAUUUUUUAAAAGAUUGCUCAAGCUGAACUUUAUAUUUUGAAGUUUGUUUUCACGACUGAGAACCAUAAAAGCCAGAAAAACAAAUGAACACUGUUUUAACACAGUGUUAAUUGGUGAGGACGCCAACUGGUCUGUUGGGAGAUAUUUGUGUCUUAAAUAUUCUGAACCAAAUCUCAAACCUCGGGCAAAUGACAAGUCUGUAAAUAUACAAACACUUUCAAAAAAGAGAGACUUUGAGUCUGAAUACAUUAAUUUGAUAGUACCGUAUUUUUUGCACUAUGAACUUAAUUUAACUCAUUCAAUAACUCUGCAUGGCUACGGUAGCUGCAGUGCUCCGACAAGCCAAAAGGAUUUUACGUGUGCCUUGUAGUACCUUAUAGUAUGGUAAUAAUAAUGCAUCCGAUUUUUUAUAGCACUUUACAUUGGAUACAUCAUUCAUUCGCUCACACAGUCACACCCUGGUGGUGGUAAACUACCUUGGUAGUCACAGCUGCCCGGGGACAGACUGACGGCAAUGUUAUAAGAAAAGAUGAAACACAAACUUUAUCCUGAAAGCGUCAAAAAAUAACAUUUCUUGAAGCAAAAAGAGAAAAAAAAUCUCUUGAUAAUAUAAAAUGCCUUUUUUUAAACAGCAUGAGUAAACUUCAACGAGUUUCAGCAUCAAGCCUUUACUUCCUGAUGAAAGCUUGAUGUCGAAACACGUCGAAGUUUGCUCAUGUUGUUUAAAAAAAGGCAUUUUACAUUAUCAAGAGAGUGCCUUGAGAGUUUUUUCUCUGUUUUUGCUUCAAUGACUUUGUGAAUCCUUUUCCAAAGAACACCUCAGACAAACUUCUUUUAGUCCAGGCAGCACUCCUUUCCUUUUGUCUUUUCAUUAACAUUUCUUAGUGGCACCAGGGUCUCUAACAAACCGCUGAGCUUCAAACAUGUCGAAAACAACUCUGUGAAAACCAUCCAGUUUAUUUAAUCUCCGCCAACACUAUACUGUUUGAGUCUAGUCCCAACCACUGAGAUUAGGCUGGAACUCAUCAUAGAGGAGUAGGGCGGCUGAUUGUAUGUGAUCCAAACGACCGCUGGCGUUGUCAAAGCACCAUGAAGGACAAACGAGCCCACUGGAGGGACUGUUUAAGCAGGGUUGGCGUUUACAAGUCAGUCCAGAGCCCUCACAAAUUGUCUUUGUGACAAACAGAAAUGCAAAAAUCACCACCUCCAACUCGAUGCUUCAAAAUCUUCCAGCUCUGCGUGUUUCAUUAGUAAAGCUUGCUGGCAUCAAUCAUCAGUGUGUUUGCCGGAGACAGUUUCAAAAAACACAAAUUAGCUUUGUGUAAACUGAUCAACCGUUAAUUGUCUGCUGCUGUUGUCCCUGCAGAUUUUCUGCUCUACCAGGUUUCAAAGUAGUCGAACUGCUGCAUUUGAUUCAGUGUCAUCACAGAAAUGACAAAAAGAUUGGUUAACAGAAGAGUCUAAUUUCUUUCCCCACCAAAAAAAAAAGCGCUGAUGUGAAGUUGAGUUUUAAUUGGAAGAAGAAAAAAACGCACUCAGGUGUGUACAGUAUUUUUGAGUGCAGUACAUGUCCCUAAACACUAGGGGGAAAUGUGAUGCCACAGGGAGUCCUAAGGCAGGGGUUGAAAGCAUAAACAAACUAUGACUGAGGAACAGAAAACUGAAUAAAAGACAUAUGUACAUUUGUUUUUUACACAGUUACUUGGCAUACAGUAAAGUUUUAUGUUUCUGACUUAGACAUCAUCUUUUUUCAAGAAUGACCAAUAACUGUUCCCCUAAUUUCUCCUUCACCAGGUACAUGCAAAGCCAAUUUCCCAGAUGAGGAUAAGCUGCAUCAUUUUCAACUGGCAGUGUCUCCUGGUAAGAGAGAAAAAAAGUGAUCUAAUUUAUUUGUGAAUUCUUGAUUUAAGAAUGAAAUACACAAAAAUGUUCAUUUUAGCUUCUGUCAGUGUGCCCACUUUCUUUGACUGUAUCAUAAUUAAAACUCGGGUAAAUAUCUGAAUAAGGCGUAGUGUAAGAGAUUUAGUCAGGGUAGGGAUUUUAUUGACUUAAUAUUAAAGCCACAGGAAAGACAGCAGUUUAGAAACAGUUAAUGUAGCCUGGCUUGAAAUCGUGAUGAGGAGCUGAGGGCAGACAGAGGAAAAUAAUCUCUGAUUUAAGCCGGUUUAAUGUUGGAUAAUGAAGUUUGUCCAAAAGACCACAAUUUUUUGUCUUAUUUUGGUAAGUUUCUGGGUCUUGUGUAUAAAAUCCAUACUUCAGAAUCAGAAUUACUUAAUUGAUUCCAAACAGGGAAAUUAUGGUGUUACAGAACUAUUUUAGUGAGCCUCUGAGCCUAAACAAUAUAAGAAUAUCCACCUUAUUCCCAUGAACUCUUGCAUGAAUUAUGGGCGCGACUUCCGGCAUGGAUUAGGAUGCAUUAGGAUUUUUUAUUCACAUCGAUUCCACCCCAUUCAACUUCCAUGAACCCCACCACUUCCCACCUAAAACCACAUCACUUACGCACUCCAGAAACCAAGGGAAAUCCUGGUACAUAAUAAUGGAAAAGGGUAAUACAUGUUAUUGCCUUUUUAUUACAGUGCUGUGUUCUCCAUACACAUUAAAUCUUACCACAGAGUAGGGUAUGGGUGUGCUUCCAUGGGCUUUUUGUCCACGAAGUGAAAAGAGCACAUGUAGAAUGUUUUUGGUGGUCUUUUUAAAUUCAGGUUUUUCAGCCACAUCCUUCUGGGUUUCUCUUUGAUCGGUAGGCAAUGGAAUUGUUACCGACUGUCACACGAACACUAGCUCUUAGUUAGAGGCACGUGUUCAAGACAUUGCUCUCGUAGCCUCAUAUCGAGCUUCGUCUGGUUGUUCGUACAGCCGCGAAUUGUGCAACAUGUUCCCGAGCUGCGUAAGGACAUGCUGCUGGGCUUGAUCGUGAAAAACUGUAAAUCUUCACUCAGGGGAGGCCCUGACGCCUAUUGAGAAAAAAAUCUUAGUAUAGAUAAUCAAUUAAAUAUUUUAUUCUCUGCUCUCUUGAUUCGAAAAGUGAGUCUUUGCCUGCAGUUGUACAAUGCAGCAACCACUGCUUUCUCAUUCUGAGCUGUUGUACCUUAAAGAAAAUGCUGGGUUUGUUUGAGUGGAGAGUAUUGUGUGUGAUGAAGUGGGUGACUGCGGUUUUUUAGCAAGUCUAGUGUCUUUCUGUCUGAGCGUGUUCCUUUAAAAUGGUACUGCAGUCUUCACUGUAUCUCACAUUCGUAAUCCCUCAGUCCAAUCUGUUUGCUCAGCAGUGUUUCCAGUGAAGUUUCCUACCUGUCAAAUAUUGAGCACACUGAACACACACCGGUGUGGAAUUACCUCCUACCCCCCUCAGUCUCUUGGGACUUUUUCACGUCUCAUUUCCUUCUCUGUCUGUCACACGCUCGCUCACACACUCACUCUAUGUCAUCAAGCCCAGCGUCUCCUGCUCAUUUCUGUCUUUUUACAGAAUGUGGAAAUCUUAUCUGCACCGCGAGUUUGAAGAUACAUGACAGGGAGAACAAAAGCCAGAGACAGAAAAGGGGGAAAAAAUAGAGACUCUGCAUUUUUGUGGGGACAGAGAGACAGAAACAUAAAAAAGGGGAUUCAAGGGAAAAUGAAAAGUGGACAGAAUAUUUCAAACCGCUCUUUGACCGUCGAUUCACAUCCAGCCAAACAGCAGGGUUUGAAAAUGAUUCAUUAUUGUUGGCUAGUCGUAAAUAAGAGCUUUCACAAUUCUACUGUUUCCCUGUGUUUAAUUUGGUCGCUCUGUGAUUGAUGAAAGCUGGGAUUGUCCGGACACCUUCAGGGCUCUCUAGGGAUGACGUGUAGGAGUGUAGUAACACACACACUUGAAUAUUGCCAAACUAUGUUUUUCCAACAUUUUGCAAUUCUCGAAAGCACUUUUUCAUAUCGAAUGUUGGGAGUGAAAGAGAUCCAAUUACCAGAGUUUGUGCAUACUGCAGUAUUUUACACACACUGACAAUACUUGGGCAGACCGCCAAGGUAUAUUUCCAGCAACUAUAUAUAUUCCCCUACCAAAAUCCCAGAAUACCAAUUGAAAACAAUCAAAUUAGAAGUAGUUUUAUGCAAGAAACAUACACUUACAGCAUAUUUUUAAAGAGCAGAGAAGCACAAGUCUGCCUUACACUGUACUUUAAUACAGCAUCACUGACUGGUGUGUGAUCAUGGUGACUGUAAGUUAUUCUCCAUGUUAAAAAUAUGCCGAUAAUUGGAAGCCAGCCUUUUUUUCACUCACAAAGGACGUGAUUGCGGCUUUAAUUAGAGACCUGUCUGCAGAUUGAACGCUGGUCUUUCUUUCAGGACUUGAUGUAAGUAAGAGCAAAGAGAGCAGUUCGAAGUCAUUAGUGACCCACAGUCCAAAAGGUUGGAGUGAAUACAGACACAGAUGCUUAAUUUUACCCUAUACUGAUAUGAAAUCUGAUCCAAGCUUGGAAAAUCACAAUGUCCCAAAAAAGUCCAUUCAAUUUCCAUCUAGUCGAGAUUCAUCACAUAAAAAGUGAAGCACUUUAAGACGUUUGUGUCGGAAUCCUGAUGAUUAGUGCUCACAAAGGAAAAGGAAAUCUGUAUCUCCAUAAGUUUUCUUAGCAGAUAGAAGCAUGGAGUGCUCUAAGAUCUCCUGGUUGUCUUUGGACUCUGAACUUGAUAAAUGUAGAUCUAUAGCCGCGGAUGACAUGGUGCCCCAAAUCAUCUCAUGCUGGAUUUUGAUUUCCAAAUGAAAAUCUAAAUUGACUUUUAUUUUAAAACAGGGAUUUGUGGUUAUUCUGAGCUUUUGUUUCAGCUAUGGCUAUAAUAUUAAAUUCUAAAAAUGAAAACUACUUUUGCUUAUUCUUGUUUUGCUCUUCUUUUUUCAGAUAGUAGGCUUUGUAUGAAAGGUUCAGGGCCACAAAAUGAGAAAAUAAAUGAUAACAGGAGGGAAAUAUAUUCAAUUCACAUUUCAAGAUUAAAGUCAAAAUUUCGAGUUUAUUCAUGUCGACUUUAAUCUCAAAAUUUCGACUUUAUUCACGACAUUUUCAACAUUUCUAAUCUCAAAAUUUCGACAUUAUUCACGAUGUUUUGACAUUUUUUAAUCUCCUAAUUUUGACAUUAUUUAUGACAUUUCAACAUUUUUAAUCUCAAAAUUUCACGAUGUUUUGACAGUUUUUAAUCUCGAAAUUUCAAUUUUUAAUCUUGAAGUUUCAACUUUAACUUCGAAAUUUCUACUUUAAUCUCCUUCCUGUAAUUACAUUGUUUUUCUUCAUGUAGCCCUAAUCCUCUGUCGUAGCACUGAGCUGAGGUGGCAUUUUAAAACUGUGUUCCAGUGUUGUCCCCUGUAGAUACAUUACCGCAGCGUAUCGGAAGUUGCUGUAUCAAUUCCUGUCGACCGUAAAUGAGGUUUCCUUACAUUUUGAAAGAAUGUGUAUGUCGACCUUUUCUGGCUAUUCCAAGCCCUGUGUGUGCGAGCUUGCUUUGCCUCAAUUAAGCGUGAGUGCGUGUGUGUAAGUCUGUGAUCCAUCCAUCUCCCUGUCACCUGAGUAGGCAGUGUAACUCCAGCUAAGUUUCCACAAAGGCCUUUGUAAGCAAAAUCUGCAGAGAAAAGCAAAGAUCAGCAAUUAGAGGUGAGCUCUGGUUUCAUGUUCUGUAAGAGGCGUCGAAGAAGGGAUUGGGUUUUCAGGUAAAGACUCCCUAAAUUAUUCAAAACCUCCGUGUCCCCUGUUAAACACAUAUGUACAACGGUACAGGCAUGUACAUCUCUCCUUAUCAGCUCCUUUCACUUCCUAAAUCCUCCUUUACAUCCUCAGCUCCAAAAAUGAAGGAAAUCUGGGUAAAAAUCUCGAUAAAACAGAUUUUGAUGGCUUUAUAAUCAUUUAAAAUCUGUAAAUGAAGGCAAUUGGAGCUAAUUUAGACCCUAACCCUUUUUUCCUUUCUUUCCUUCUUUAUUUUUUCUUGUGUUUUGAUUCUGUUAUUAGUCACCCAGGGGAAUAGUGGGCAUGGACUGGUUUGUUUUAGACAAAUAUUGCUUAUGGGGUACAAAACCGUCUCUUUUCAGUCUCAAGUGGCAGGAGUAGAUAUUUUUUUGCUGCUGCAUUCAUAAAAUGUCACUUCCAGUCUCAUCUAAGUUGAAUUGUCACGAAGUGUCUGUUUCCCAUGCAGCAGCUCUGCACUGUGACCCCAUCUUCCCGGACCCCUGUGUCUCUGAGGAAUGGGGACAGCAGCAACACCCCGGGGUGAACACAUUCUCACAUGUUAUUUUUGGGUUACAUGAUUAAAUUAAAAUAGUGAAGAGAAAGGACACACGCAAUCCUUUGUUUGCUUCAGAUGUGCCUUUUUUUUUCUCCCUGAUUUUCAUGUAAAUAACUCAAAUAAACUGUUUAAAAUUCAAAAUAGGGCAAACAUUAUUUUAUUGAAAGUAUGUGGGGAGAAUCUGCAUCUGACAAGUCAAUCAAUCAUUAUCAAAGGUUAUGUUCUCAAGGGUGCAAGAGCUAAUUCCUCCUUCGCCCUUUUCCUCCACCUCCAAUUUAUUAGUAUUUUUCAGCCACAUCAUUUCUCUCUGUUGUAUUUAACAUUUCAGACAGAAUACAGAUUUUACUCUGUACUGUCCAUCUGCUUAUUUUUAUCCCAAUAGUCCUCUAAAAACAAAGCCACCCCUUGAUUCUGUGAUGUAGAAAUGCUUUUUUACAGAAGAUGAUAGGGCUGGGCGAUAACCCGAAAAUUUACCGAUACCAAAAUUUACAAUAACUGAUGUCAUUUUGCCCAUGUCAAUAUAUUUGGUGUCAAAAAAAUAAGUAGGUAGGUAGGCUAUGGUCUCAUGUCUGCUUUGUAUAUUAUGAUAUUGAUUUGAGGCCAUAUCGCCCAGCCCUACAAAAUGAUGUGAAAAGCAAAAUUACAGUAAAUUGAUGUGAUUUUCUUCCACGAGUCAGCUUGACAUGAGAACUGUCACAGAGACCGUUCACAGGAGAAAUGUCAAAUAUGUCAUUACUCUAAAUCAUCUGGUUUUCACUGUAAACUCUUCAUUAUGUUGUUAAAAUGGAUCCCAGUUGUGUGGUACGCUGUUCUGGUGUGAUAUCAGAGAUAGCCGACUAGAUAAGUCCUUAGUAAAGUGAUUUAAGUUGAGGAUGUGGAGUUUGGGUUUCAGGUUGUGUGUGUGUGUGGGUUAGGGUUAAAGUGUGGGAAUGUGUGUCCAGUGUCUUGUGACAGCACGGUCUGAUGGUUUCAGUCCACUGAAGACUGCGAUGAAUAAGUCAUGACCUCUGACUGUGGCUGUUUGUCAGUAGAUUUCUUUCCAUUAAAGUGCUCUCCUCUGUUUCUGUUCACUUUAUUUCACUUUUGCACACAUCCUUCUUUUUGUGAUGUUGUACUUAUGUUUGUCCCUUUAUCUACAUUCAGUCAACCUGUGGCUCUCGGGUCCGCACAGUAUUUCUUCCCCUCCGUCUCCUCUCAUUUAUAAUACAGGGGAGACGGUUUGUGUGGUCUAAUUAAACUGUAUCUCUGUCUUUGUCAAAGGGAACGAGAUCUGGUGCGGUUUUGAAGGCUCUUUUGUCCGGAGCCUUAUCUCCGAUUGCUCAGUUACUCAGUGUGAGCAUACAGUGAGGCAGAGGAAGGACGAGAUAAGGAGAAUCUCAACUCAUCUCAUAUGGUGUUUGAAUGAAUGUGUAUAUAUGAAAAAACUCCACGCGAUUUAUAUCAUUUUCUUAUCAGCGAGGGAGAUUGUUUGCAGCAUCAUGUAGGGAAAAUAACUCUCCUAAGAGGAUAUUAAAACAGUUCGAGUUGGAUAAUUACAGUUUGUAUUUGAUCUGCCUAUCGGUACCUUUAGCAAUACACCAAUGCAGCCACAUGUAUUCCUCUCCAUUUUUUUGACCUUGGAGUCUUAAAAUCCUGAAUACCCAAGGCUGGGUUUUUGUUUGUUUACUUCUCUUUGCUUGUAACGAAUGUCCUCUGAUCUGCUUUUGCAAGAAUCUCUUUGAGACGGUAUUUUCAGUGAUAAUCUGCUGAUCCUUUUUCUGUAAAUUUUAGAAUGAUGGAUAUAAGAUAUCUGUCUAGUAUGAAAGAAACUGUAUAGUAGAUAUGAUAACUAAUUAGAGCAGGACACUGAGCAUCGCUGCGCUAUGUAUUUUAUUUUUUUUGUUUGUUUUUUCAGAUGUGCUGUCCUGUCUUAUCUUUUGUUCGAUUGUUCUUGUAUUGCCCUUUCCUUUUUUGUUUUUUGUCGUCGUUGCUACCAUGUGGUUAUUUUUCUUUCUCUCUUUCCUGGAUUGUACGAAUUGUAUAAUACAGUUAUUUGCUUACUUUCUGUAUUCAAGUCAUGUUUACAACAUGUACAACAUUUGCCACAUGUGUACCUGCAAUGUAGGAUAUUAAAAAAUCCAAUAAAAUAUUAAUCAAAGAUGGAUGUAAUCAAAUGCACCUAACUGUAUAUGAAUGAUUAAAUUUGUUGUUUUCUUUCCUCUCCGUAUGCUUCCAGAUGAGGGUUACUACCAAAGUGGAAGGUUUCAGUUUGAAAUCGACGUCCCUGAAGCCUAUAACAUGGUGGUAAGUCGUCCAGUUUUCUCUUGUUGUUUUGUCUUUGGAGUUGAUGUGUGUGUUUGUUUGUUUGUGUGUGUGUGUCUACCUGCUUAGGUGGGAGCUUCCCUGUUCGGUUUGUCAGUCUGUGGUUUUGGGCAUGAAUCAGUCUGAAACAGAGACAGAGUCCCUUUACAUUAUCAGCUGCAGGCACCAGCUAAAAUCUCUGCAGGGUGUUUUUUUGUUUGUCAUUAAAAUUCAUACAGAGAUUUUAAGUUACUGGGAACUAUUUUGUGACCUUGGGUGAUAAAUUACAUCUUUUAUUCUCCAAGCUUUAUCUCAUUCUUCCUGCAUGUGUCUGUACUUGUAUUCAUCCCUGCACAUGUAUGCAUCCUUUGUGUCUCGAUGUGUCCUCUGAGUCUGUCGUCGCACAUUUCCACAAGAAUCUGUUGCAGUUCGUGACUUCGGCUCAAGGAUGAUACAUAAUGAACAAUCGUCUUCAAAUGUUAAUCGAUUCAUAAAGUUCUGUCUCAAGGCGUCAGGUGGAGAAAUUGCUCCUGUGAAGAAGAGUCUUGAGGGAAAAGCAGAGCGAUAAGGAUGAUUAAAUUUUGGAAGGGGCUCUGUUAUCUCUGCGUAACCUCCGAUAAAGUCAAGUUACAUUUGUAAUAAAGUUAAAUGGCAAACUUCGGCACGAGCGAACCAGGGGAACGAUCCGCCGUUCUCCGCUGGUAAUCAUAGAGGGUGAUUAUCCCAGCAGGUGGGCCGUAUUUUGAUGCUUUGCAGCCUGCACAUCAAAUCAGUUUACAAAAGCUGUUUGCAACUUAUUGUGGUCUUACUCUCAGACUCUGUAAAAAGCCUCGCAUUGAUUUUUCUGCUAACACAGAGGCUUUAGGUGUGUGAAGGACUGUGGUGUUAAAGGACCUCUGUCUAUCAAGUAUACCGCAGAUAAAAGUGGUCAGCCUGUGAAGGAGGUUUUAAUCUCCUUUAAAAACAGAAUGGGUCAAUUUGAAAGAACUUUUAAUCCUGACAGACCAACUACACCUGGAGAGAGAUUUAAAAAGUGUGCUAAAAAGAGCUAAAAUGACUCUAAACACAAUUCUUUUUAACUCCAACAACAAAUAAGUUCUCUGAUUAUGAGCAGUGUAAGAUAAGAUAUGUAACUAAGAAAGGUGUACAACUGUUGAACCACUUUCAUUACAAGUUACUCAAGCUUCUUUCUACUUUAAUUAUGACUUUCUUUUUCCUCAUCAAUUUUUCCAAAACCUUAUUUUUGUCCACUGAGUCAAACUGAAGCAGGUUUAGUCUGUGUCAUCUCCUGAAGUCACAGAGUCUGAGGCUUUACUUUACUUUUCUUUGUGCAGCCUGUCUGUGUAUAUGCAAACGCCUCUUUACAUAUACAUCCAUUUUAAACUAUAAUUUAUAUCAGGUAAAUGAAUUGAAAUAGUUGAAAACACCUCUUUUAGUAGUUUGACAAGAUCUCUUACAAAAAUAUUAAAGUGUAGAAAAUGUGACCUUGGAGUAGAAGUUUCAGUCAGAUUCAUAAACUCAAAACUUUUAUUUGUUUGAACCACUUCAGAAAAAUCCAUCCUAUAUAUUUUUAAAUUGAAUUAGUUAGCAGACGCCUCAUCUGUCCAUGUCGUAAUUAUGGAGUGUUGUAGCAGAAGGGACACAAACACAACAUUAACAACUUGUCCUUGAUGAGUUUUUGUUGAAAAUAAAGUUAUUUUUCAGUGACAGUAAAGGCAUAGAGGCGUCUUUUUUAAAACUUUCUGCUUCUUUAAAAAGUGCAUCAGCUCUUGGUUAUUAUUUACCAGUUUUGUGACGAAAAUUAAUCCAAAAAUAACAAAACAAAUUCUCUCUUUGUCCUUUUCUGUGAAUUUCCAGCCUCCUAAAGUGAGAUGUCUGACCAGAAUAUGGCAUCCUAAUAUCACAGAGAAUGGAGAGAUCUGUUUGAGGUAAUGACCCUUUUUUUUUCGUGCAACUUUUUCCUCUAUUCCUCUCAAAUUUGUCUCUUUCGGUAAAAGUAACAGAUUGAUGGAAACACCAAACAGAAGACAUCCUGAAAUAUAACGGCUGUUUUCUUUUCCGUGCAGCUUAUUGCGGGAACAUUCGAUCGACGGCACAGGCUGGGCUCCCACCAGAACAUUAAAGGUAAAUCACUCUCCUCUUCACAUGUGUUUUUCCUCCUCUUCUACUCUCACCUUUUAAUUUUUAAGUUUUGGAGACGUAAUGAAUAUGAAGAGACCUGCUGAGCUGUUCCAAAUAAAGGUUCAGGACUUUUUUUCAACACCUUCAGUCAUUUCGUAGAAGACAUCGGUGGCAUUUUCAUAUCUCACGAGAGCAAAGCAGCGGCCUCAGAACAAAAUACAAAUAACACAUGUUGCAUCCCCACGCAGACAGAUGGAAGCUUAUGUUCACUAAUCAGACUAAUCUAGAGAAGAUUUAGUCUUGUUUUCAUUUGUAUCACUUCAUAUUCAGGAUGAUUUGUCGCCUUAAAGACGGCCAAGCGAGACGUCAUGGAAACAAGUUCUUGAAUGAACCCCCGUCUGCACAGGACACAUGAACCUUUGACCCUAAAUUUAAAUAUCUGUCAGCUUGGAGCACGACCUGCAUUAUGCUUUAAUCUUUGAGGUCUUGGUUGUAAUAAGAACAAAGCAAAGCUCUGAUCUUCUUCUUCUUUCUUUACCUUUUUAAACUGACAAAUUGGUGCUUCAAAAGGAACACUUCCGAGUGCAUUUUGAAAACACAGUCAAAUCCUCCUGAGACACAUCUUUUGCAGAGUCAUGUUCGAUAAACUCUACAACAAAAGGCUUUUUCAGCUGCAUAUAAAAGACUGCAUUGACUUCUUAAGCUUUACCCUUCACUCAUUUGAGAACUUUCCGCAAGUGAUUUAGAAACAAGUGUGCGAAGAACAAAGCAAGGACGUCCUCUGCUAUCCGUGUGCAGGAUUUUGACUGGAAUAACUCUCCGCAGAAGCUCAAGUUUGAAACCGAGGGCCUGAUUUACAGAAGGAUUGCAGAGUUAUGGGGGCAGAUGGGGGAAAAAGACGCCUCCUAAUUUACAAAGGGUGUGUAAAGGACUUAACACACACAAAACUGCACUGCAAGAUAAAGACAGGCUGCACUGAUGCCUUGAUUAAAUGAGCUAUUAUUCAUAGAUUUGGGGCAAAUUGGUGUUUUUCCAGGCAAACGCAAAAUGUUCAAGCGCUAAUAGACACAUACAGUCAGAUAAAAAUCUGUUGAGAGCUGGUGCUGGUUUUCAUUAAGGACACCACACUCUAAUUCUUAAAGAUCAAUCUUUUCGGGGUGUGCAGAUUGCCCAGCAGAAGUACUUGGUUCGAUUCCGGCCCUGACCAUGUGCUGCAUGUCCUCCCCCUCUCUCUCUUUACCCCACGUUUCACAGUAAACAGUAAUGAAACAUGAAUUGGAUCUGUCAUGAAUCAGCAUUACAGUAACAAGCUCAUUACCCAGCCUAUGUGGACAGAUAGGAGCACCGUGAAGAUGGGCCGUGCAGCUCUGCAUGUCAGAGAGAGGAGAUACUAACGGCUCAUCUUCACAGCCACAUCGGGGUGUGACAUGAGGCCAAAACUUAAUGAAUGUGUUUGUGAUGAAAAUCAUCGCUACAGUAUGCUUUGUAAUUCGUAGCUGAAGCAGAGCGAAGUGAUGUGCCACUAGUGCUGCUAGUGGAACUCCCCCUGAAUGAAGUUGUGUGUUUACAAAUUGUUCAUAUGACUGGUCGUUUCCUGAAAAAAAAAGGAGAGGAAGAAAUGUUUGCAGAAGCACCGGCUGCCCUCUUUUUCCUUCAGUACCAGAUUUACAAGUUUAAAGAGACAGGCAGUAAAUCUUCUUUGAAUACCCUCUUUAGUUCUGCCAACACCGCUUUUCAGGUUGUUGUCAGGAUUUGUCUUAUCCUUCAGAGUCCUCCUCCUCCUCCUUUUUUAAGUGUUUGUCAGCUCUCCUCUUUUGCCUCAUUUCUCGUUGCUUUCUUCAUCUUGUUUCCAGACUAAGCCGUCCCGCUGUUCCCGCUUUCACAGACUCGAGAACAUAAUGGAAGAUUGUCAAGUUAGACGAUGAUUAGUUUUUAAUGCUGUGUCAUCUCGGCACAUGCAGUCUUCCCAUCACCGGACACAUGAUGUUUCACUCUGCGGGAUUUCAAUCAUAUGAUGCAUCACGAAGGCCGGAAAAACAAAUUAUUUCAGAUCUGUUUCCAUUAUUUGACUAAAAUAGACGCUCCGAUGUGAUUAGAUUCUGUAUGUGGUCUCCUUCUACAACACGGAUGAAAUUGCAUUUUGAUGCAACGAUUCCCCUCAGCUCCUCCUCUCCCCUCCCUCUCUGCUCCAGCAAGCCCUGCCCACAAACAGACGCUCCUGCUGACUCAUAUCAUUUCAAUUAAAUUCAGAUAUAAUUUCUCUCAUGAAUUUAAGGAGUACCUGACAUCCCUAACACGAAUUGACAAUUGACAAAAAUAAAUAUUUAUGUUUUUAAAUUCAUUUAUUUAUUAUCUUCCCGACUUUUUAACUUUGCUGACAUCAUUAAUUAUUUCCUUGGUUUAAUGUAUUUAUUUAUUUAUGUAUUUAUUUUUUCUGUUGACGCAUAUCAUGUCUAUUGUUCUGUGUACAGUUGUUUGUACGCACAAACUUUAACCAUAAAGUUCAUUUAAAAAAAAAGGCAGUAUGAAAAAGGAAAAUCAGAUAUAAUGCAGAUAAAUACUUCAAAUAAUUACAAAUGUUGCCCAGUCAACGUGAAAGUAAAAAGCAUUGAUACUACUGUAGAUGCUAACAGACUACCAGCAAACACAAUGUUUCAACCGAGGUCAACAGUUUAGCGGCGCUACGACACGCUACAGCAGGUCCAUUUGAUAAGAAACACUUUUGUUACAGACACUUGGCUUACUUUGUUAAAGUGGUUUACCUGUCCAGCAAAAAGGUUAAAGGGUCCAUAAGAUCCUGAAGCGUCCCCCAACAUUCAUGCUAGCUUCAUUGAUGUCGACGUGACUUUUUAGCUCUUGUCCCGUCUACCUCCGUUUUAAGCGCCCGUUUUUCCGCCAGUCUCCGGUUUUAGUUCGUUUUCUUGCUUGUGUUUGCAGUCGUAGCCAAAGAGGACUCAGACAAUUUUCCGUACUUUCUAGUUGGUUUCUACUGUCCGAUAUUGUAGCACGCUAACUAAUCAGCACUAAGGAGCAGCGUUCGUCUCACAACCAAUCAGGUUGGGGGAGGCGGAGAAUGGCUUUGUUUACAGUCAGAAUAAGCAGACCGCUCAAAAAUGAGAAAAUAUUGACUACACAAUCAUAACAAGACACAGCGAUUUCAUUAUAUCACCAAAUGUCAUCAAUAACUAAUAACUAUUGACUGAUAUCAAAAGCUUUUUUGUAUAUACACCACAAUAAAAGAUGCUUCUUUAACGGACUCCUGCCUACCCCACCUUUACCGAGGUAUUAAUCCUUUAAUGAAAGUAAGGAUGACUUUUUAACUCAGGUUUUUUUUUCAGAGCUUAUCUUAAAAAGAAAAAAGAAAAAGAGUAAAUUCCUGGGCCAAUCCCGUUAAUUUGACUGAUAAUUGCUUUGAUCAGAGCGCUUGCUUGAGGGAGUAAAAUUAAUCAGUGAAAAUGUUCUGCAUGGAGUUCAACUUUGGUGAACUUUGGUCGAUUCAAACAAGCAUCAUUGAUCACUCACAAGCCGCCUCAUCCGAGCUGACUUCAGGGCAGACAGAGACUCUGAACGCUUCAGUUCAUUAAUGUAAUUAUGUGCCGUGUUAAAAACUGUAUCAGCCUCCGUGGAGAAUGAAUCAGACCCAGCUCAGUAAGUUUUAUUUUACAAACGUCUCUCAAACCAAAGCGAUCCCUGAAAGACCUCAAAGGAGAAGAAAACAAAACAAAGCCCGCAUCAGACUCCAGGCACAGACACACUCUAUAUUUUGAAUGAUGUGGAGAUUAUAUUUUAGGCUUAACAGGCUUACACGAUCUCCCUAAACGGACGUGAAGGGGAUAAGUAACAAACGACAGCCAGUGUAUUCAGAGCAAAGUGGGCGGGCGGGAAAGUUUCAUCUCAUGUUGUUCUUUCGAGUUUGACAACAGGAUUAGUCGAGAAUUUCAGCAAAGUCAAUUCAGCCAAUAAGUAUUCACACGGUCUUAUAGAAACAAAAGCUGCCGUGUUCAGCAUAUGCGGCUCGUUGGAUUUCACCCCCUAUAGAGCCCCUUAGGAAGGAUUUUCAAUGCAAAAAUGAGUGAGCAGAUUCUGUUAUCCAAAGGAAAAAAAAAAAAAAGACCCACACGUUUGUUCUGUGAAGUUUACUUCAGUGUAUUUGUUUCCUGGAGAAGUGAUUUGUUUAUGCAAAAAACACUUUGUUUGCAUGUCAAGAAUAAAAUUCCUUUGGCUUAGCUUUAGCAGAAACACUUUUAAGUUCACUUCUGCUCACUUUAACUCCACAACAACGUAAGGAUGGUAUUAUCAAUGACAGACCUAAGGAUAAGUCAGGUCUUAAUUGUUUACAUGGGUACUAAAUACAAUAAUCUGAUUUAAGAUAUAUACACACACCAAGAAUCAAACUAAAAUAAACUCAUUUAAUAGUGUUCAUUUGGUCAAAAAUAACAGGAGAAACUUUUCCAUUUGCCUGUUCCUGUUGUUUAACACAGCUGUUGUUGUGUCCUUGUAUAUAAUGUGUCACAUAUAAGCGAAAAAAAACCACAAUCCCGUGGCUGCAGUCCCCAACACUCACCGUGUACCUGAGAUUUCAUCCUGCUCCUCUUUGUCGUCACUGGCUUUGGAUUUCUGUUUCCUACUUAUUUGUUAUUUUUAGCCAUAAAGACACUCAGACGUUCUGCUAUUUUGUUGGAGGAGUUGUUUACUCCUUUUUUUUUUCAGUCCAUUCCAGGAAAAACACAAAAACUUAUCAUGUAAAGCAGAAGACAGGGCAGUGAAAAUAAUGUUAGAGAAAAACAUCACAAGGCCACUGAGCGUAAACCACCCUCCUGAGAAUUUCUUUCUGAGUGGACCAAUCUCUUGUCCUGACCUCUUGAGGUGCUUACACAAAGCAUUUAAUCCAGCUAUUAUAUAAACAAAGCGUCUGAUUUCAGGAGGCAGUCUUAGCUUUUUGUUUGCCUUGAUAUUGUGAGGAAAAAGAGAGAGAGAGCGAGGCAUGAGGAGGACAUCAUCUUUUUUUUUUCCUGUUGUUUUAACACCUCAUGCAGCCGCUGUGAUGGUGGGUUGUGACAGGCGUGUAGACGCUAUUUCAUCACCUGCGAUAGUGAGACUCGAAGCGGGAACAGAGGUGGUCUACACAAACAGACACCUUUUACCUUUUACCUUUUUACUGCGGUUGGAGACUUUGCACAUGCAUAAAAUUUAAAAACUGACACUUAUUCUUAAAACAUGACUGGUGCCAUUUUGUACUCUUUACCUCCAGUGGAUAGUCUAGUUUCAGAAAACUGGUAUAUAAAAAUCCAAAUUUUACCUCUACGAAACACUGUUUUCUUGUUUUCAAAGGCACUUUUUGUUGCUUUCAACCCUUCAGAUACUUUUAGUUGCCUGCACGGCUCGAAAAGUAGCUUUGCAUACUGAAUGGGUGCUUAUCUUUAUGUGUUCAUGUUCACCGAAGCAUUGAUAACCAGCGGCUGCAGCGCCAGGCUUAAGGAACGCACUCAGGUAUUAAAGAUUACAUACAUGAAGCUGGCAUGAAUUCAUUCAAUAUAACAUUUUGUUGUACAGAUACACGAAUUCAAGCGGCUGUUUCCGCUCUAUUCACUGCAAAGUUGAGAUGAAAGCAGAGCGAGCUUUGCGAGGCUUACAGCUUAGGCAGCGAGCGGGGCACAGCUUGAGAAGUUGCAUAUGUGUGUCUCUGAGUGUGCGACACCGCAGGUGCACAAAAUAUGUGAGAAAAGGUGAGUGCAAAAGCUGUGAGUCAGAAAGGAUUGUGUUAGUGUUUGAGUGGGUGAUGAUGUCCCUCUUUGCUGGUCACCACUUGUCUCCUCUUCAGCCCACGUCCACACCCACACACACACUGUAUCAUGCAAAAUACCUUCACAACAAGGACUUAUAUGGGCAAUGCAACACAAAUCUCAUCUGCAAAACAUGAUCAAAAACAAGUUUACAAAGUGCACAGAUUUGGCUGAUUUUAUCUUUACUGUUGUUGUUUUCUUUUUUGGCCAAAGUGCUGAUAAAAAACUAGAUCCUCUCUUCUGACCUUUUUUAACUUAUGGCUUAUGGCUUAUUGGCUUAUAAACUUCCUUUAAAUGGAACUGUUUAAAACAUCUAUUUAACUGUAAACAGUUUAAACAAUUACAUCUACAAAUAAGCUUUCCUGUUUAAAACUGAAACAAUCUCAAAGUAAGCUUAAACCCCCAUACCAUGAAAACUGAUUAGAGCAAGUGCUGGAGUUUGCUGCCAAUGCAGACACCCAUGGUGCAAUGCACAAAGAGAAGAGUGGAGCAGAUCAUCGCAAAAAAAUGAUCUCUUUUUGAAUUUCGGUGAUCAAAAGCUCACAAGAAGUUUUAAAAAGUAAAGGUCCUUACACACCGGGGCCGAAGCAAGUAUACAACGCGAAAUUAACGAAAUAUUCAGGGGCGAAUUUUGACGCACCUGACUAUACAUGAUAGCAUGUACUGAGUCGGGGCCAGUACCAGAUAAGGACAUUAAACUAUAAUCCAUAAACGUAAGGUAAUCGAGACCUAAUGGUGCUGUGAGAGCAACGCUGUGAUUGAGUUUGAGACAGUGAAAAUACAUAUGGUAUGUUGUAUCUGAACAGGUUAGCUUACGAGCUAAAGUUACUUAGCACAGAUGAAAGUUAAAACAAAGACGUUUAGCAAACUGCUAAAGCACACAAACCAUCCUUCAGGUCGUUAUCUUUGUAAUGUUUGUUUUUUUUUAUCCAAAAGCACCCUGUUCUCCUACACAAUCAGCAAGCACAAUCAGCCGGUCGGCCAUGUUGGAUAUACUGGUGAAUCUGAUGGCGCAACAACACGCAAUCUGAUUGGUCAGAAGUAGACACACAGUAUGCGAAACUUUGGAAAAUAUUGCAGGACGGGAAAACAUCGCUGAUGUGAACGCUUGUAUUGACAGGAUACGGGUUCGAAAAAAAAUGUUGAUGUCCAAAAUAAUCGCUCGACUAAAACGCUCCUGUUGUGAAAAGACCUUUAGGGUAAAGUUUUGCACAGAAGAGGAUUCGGUUGUACCAUUUGAGAAAAACGUUCACCUUAAUUCCAAAAUUAUUUGCCUUCAUUUUGGUCAAUCAGUGAAAAGCUCUUUUUAAUUAUUUAUUUAUUUUAUUCAUUUAAUUUUAUUUAACGAGAAAAACCUCAUUAAGAUCAAUAAUCUCAUUUACCAGAGUGUCCUGGAGUGUCUUUAAUUAAUGGGAUGAUUGUUUAAGAGCUUACCGUUGUGCCUGAUUGCCGCCUUACAGCCUAACAGCUGAAAAUAACUGCCGUAUAACCAAUUAAGAACAGUAUAAAGGAAUAUAAGAUAUGACAAAACAUUAUAAGAAGAUGAUAAUCUACGGCUAAUUAUAAACUAGCAACAGUAAAAUUAAAAAUGUAUUCAUUCUAAAAAAUAUGAAUACAUAUUAAAGCCAUCAUAUACUUUGAACUGAUGGAUUUAAUAUAUUGCAGGGAAUGUGCUGACUUGAGUUUAAAACGGGAGCUGAUUUGCAUUUUCUAUAUCACAAAGUACACCUAAUUAAAUUUAGUUAAAACCAUUCAGCGACUGUUACAAAUGAGCUUCUCUAGUUCAGAUAAUAGCUGGGAACAGAUUUACUUUUAUUUCAGCCAUAAUCCAAGAAAGACAACCUCUCUCUCUGUGGAUUAGUCCAUACAGCGAUGCAUAAGACGAAGACAAAGACAGCCAAGAUUAUGUCAAUUUCAUUUUUAUCAUACAGUAGCAAAAACAGACAUUUUGCUCAUCGCUGCUUAUUCAGAUACCAUACGUCCAAAGCUUCUUUUCAUUAUGUGAACGAAUGAAGUACAAGUGUGCGGAGUGAAUGGAAGAUAAUUGAGUACUUCUCCUUCGCCAUGUCACUGCUGUAUUUGAAUUUUCCUGUAAGAAGAAAUGAGGGAAAGUGACGGCGAUUAAAGGCCAUAAUGAUGCUUCCUCUAUUUUUCUAGACAAAAAACAGCCAGAACUGCUCCACCGUCUUAAUUUAAAUGUUUUAGCCACACAGGAGGAGAUACAGGGAUUCGAUUUUUUACAUAUUUUGUUUGGCGUGGUACUUUUUUUUUUUUUUCUGGGGUGAAAAUUAAAGCAGUUCACAAUUCUUUGAAGGUUUUUGUUCAAUAAGAUAUUUGCUGUAGGAAUCAGGUUGGCGGUAAAUUUAAUAUUCCAUCCGUUUUCUUCUACUUUUCGGAGUCGGGUCAUGAAGUCAGCAGUCGACCCAGACAUUCCCCUCCUCAGCAACAUUUUCCAGCUUUAGUUAGGGAUACGGAGGCCUCCCCAGGUCAGGUGGGAUACAUAAUCCCCUCCAACAACUCCUCCCACUUUGACGUUUUAGCACCUCUAAAGGGAGGCGUCCUUUUCAGAUGCCCAAAAUCACAUCAAUUGCUCCUUUCUUGAAGUUGAAUGCUUUUUAAUGUUUUUUUUAACUUUUGAGUUUGUGGGUGAGUCAUAUGAGAGUAAACCUGGGAGGAAAUCCUCAAUAUACUUUGACAUACCUUUAUUAGUUAGCUAACGGUCAGUAGGAGUGUACUUGCUGCAUAAGUGGUUCAUUAAAAGUUCAAGCCCAAAGUAGCUUCACUGUUGCUUGUUAGUUAGAUUCUUGCAGAGUCUCAUUUACAUCUUUUAACUUGAGCAAUAUUUUACAACCCUAUUUUACACCAUGUCAUAACAGUUUCUGUGAAUCAGCUCUAUAUAUGAGAUCUCUGUUACAACAGCUAAUUAGAGUUUGUAUGCACCAUCGACAUGUAUAUCCAGGGAGUCAAAAAUCUUGAUUAGGUCACCCCACACAUGAAAAUGUUCAAUGCAUUUGCUUCUGAACAGCCUGAUCCAUCUUGUGGUGUAAAAGCUUCUUUUUUUUCCCUUUUUUCCAGGAUGUGGUGUGGGGUCUGAACUCCUUAUUCACCGUAAGUUUGCCUUAAGUUUUGACUUUGUUCUGUCUUUUGAUUUGUGUGUCAAACGUCUGUUUUUAAAAGUGAUAUCUAAAAAGUUAUGAUUGUUAUUAGUCAAGGGAAGGCGUGUUUAUUUGUACAGCUUAUGUGAGCAACUCAAAAGUGCUUCUAACAAAACAUUACGACAUUGUGAAAGUUUCCAUUCGAAAGCAAUUAAAGCAGAUCAUUUAGAGUCAGUGAGAGGAUGAGGAGGAGUUAAAGUAUGCCAGGACCAGGGUUCCAAAGUAUGGACAUAAAUUUGAUCAAUUUCCAGGUCUAAAAAUGUAUCGAAAAUGAAAAGUAAAGUGUGAAAAAAUAUUUAUGUUUCUAGACUGUUACCACAGUUCUGAAAUACUGUUUUUGAAAAUAGUAAAGAAGGUAUUUCCAUAAAUAAUUCUAAAAAGUAGGGUAUUGAAAAGUAUGGAAAUUCCAACUGUGUAGGAACCCUGCAGGACAGAACUGAAACAGAAGUUUAAAAGUUACAGUGCAGCAGUCCAAACUUAGAUAACCCCUUUUUAAGCCUGUUAUUGCUAAAAUAAAAUAAAUGUUCCAGAUAAAUUCCUUUCAUAAAGAACAAAUCAAGUUCUAGGGAGUAAAAACAAGAACAUUUCAAUAUGCAAAGUCCUUGUUUAAAUGCAAACCAUCUGAUUUUAAAUGUUCUUUAGUGCAGUGUCUCAAAAGAGCACACUGAGCUGGGCCUGAAUGUAUUACAAAACAAAAAAGAGAAACUUCAGGAAUAUAUUGAUUUAGGAUUAAAGGGAAACUCGUUAAAAUAUCUGCUUAUUUGAUCAAAAGAACAUUAAAUUAUAGAGACACUUGAAGGAUUUGACCUCCUGAUAUGCUUUCAGAUAUCAAAUAAUUGAGCGGAUGUUUAAACUUUGAACGCUUUGAAGGCAAAAUGAAAGUCCUCAGAUUCAUCAGUGUGUCCCAAAUAUGCAGACGCUGCCAAUUCAAGCUUUCAUAAAAGCAUUAUCGAUUGUUUUUUACAAACCUCCCCAGGUCAGAGCUCUGUUCAUGAUGAUAAUAGUGAUGCUUAUCUGCACUGAUGUGCGGUCCUGCCCCAAGUCUUACCUCCUAAUCACGAAACAACCUCCCCGGUCAUCUUCCUUCUUUUUAUCCCUCCAAAAACACUCCUCGUCUUCUCGCUCGCAGCGUCUCGAACAGAGCCGCAUAAUUAGGCCUUUGUGUUUGCUGCAGUUGCAGAAUGCGGGGUGACACUGCAGACGGCGUAGUGCUGAAGUGAGCAAUAACUCUUCAGCAGUUGAGCUUUUUUUUUUUUUAUUGGUAAACAAAAUUUGGACCAGGGAUAAAAUAUCGAACCUUUAAAAGUUCCGUAACACAAUAGAGAAGCAUCACAGAUGGUGUGAAAAUCAAUUAAACUUUCUCUCAACUUUUUUUCAUAAUUUUUUUAUCUUAAUGUCGUCACACCUUUUCUGUUUCUCUCUCCUUGCCUUUUCUCCAGGACCUUUUGAACUUUGACGACCCAUUGAAUAUCGAUGCAGCAGAACAUCAUCUGAGAGACAAGGUGAGACUUGAGCAGAACUUCUCCAUGCGAUCAAACUGGAGCCAUAGUGUCAGUGCAAAACAGAAACUCUCCUUCACCGUCACGCAGAUGAUUCGAUUCUAAAGUGGCCCGUACUGUCUGAGAUUUGCUCAUCAUAAUGAAAUUCAUACCCCUGCUCUUGUUGAUAUCCUGCUCAGGGAAUGUAUUUGGCAGAGAUCUCCGAUUGCAGCAGUAACUCCAUUUCCUGCUGCGGCUUUCAGUGACUUCUUGCUUCUGUAGGUGGGAUGAUGUGAUAAUCAGUUGAGAGUGCUUUAAUCUGGUGCGGUGGGCUGAAGACAAAGAGCACACAGCUUCCCUGCCGAGCUGUGACUGGCUGUUACGUUAUGUUGAAAGGCUGCAUAUGGAACAUAUGGUGUUUGUAAAAAAGAAAAGAAAAACAACUUCGACUAUUAGAUCCUGUGACUCUGCAGUAGACAGCAGGCAAUUUGUAAGUCAAAUCAGCAGCCUAAACCAGAACUCCACACUCCUCCAUGCUCUCUCCUCGGUGAUGUUUAUAAUGCGUGUGCGUGGGUGUUUCUGUCUGUAUUUAUACGCAUCUGCACACCUGGGGAACUUUGUGAGUGUGUUCUUGCAAACUUCACCUCCAGUUUAACUUCAUCUUGGACUCUCCAUUCAGCCUCUUUUGCAUGCACAAUGACAGACGUUGUGCUAGCAUGAUAGCUGUUGAACGCCAGCCUUCCUCUAAGCAAAAAAAAAAAUUCAAGCUGUUCCAGACAGAUUGGCACCCUUUCUAAUUGAUAACUGAUGCCUCUAUUCCUCUCUAUUUUGCCUCUCCGUCUAACUCCUAUGUUGUGCAUCAUCCUCUCUCUCUUAUUCAGCUCUCUGUCGGUGUCAAAAAGUGUUAGAAAACCGACAUUUUCAGUGUUUUGCUCUUGGUAAUUGCUUCCUGAGAUUGUCUACUGAGCUAAUGUAGCUCUGCGGGGAGGCUGCUGCUGGCCGGAGAGGGAGCCGUUGGGAGCAGUUUGGGAUGAGUUGAGGGGAGCUGAAAGCAUUUUAAAACACAAUAUUUGACCUUUGGCAUUUUUGCGAGUACCCAUUCCCAUGAUGCAUCAGGGUGUGCCCAGCGGUGUGUGAUAAUGGCAGCCAUGUGACCCCAUUAGACGUGAAAGAGUUGUUCUGUGUUUUUUUGUGAGAGAGGGGAGAAUGAGAAAGAGCGUGUGUGUGGAAUGAUUGCUGCUUUGUGGCAGGGGUUAGGGUUGUUGAGGUGAGUCAAUGGUCUCCAGUGUAGGAUGACGGUGUCAAUUCAGAGCUUUUCAUGAAGUUAAUACAAAGAGGUCCUGGUCUUUAGGUGUCAGAAACAAACAUUAAUAUGUCAGGGUUGGUUGUAUAAAUGUCAACUCACUGUACGGGUGAUCCCUUUUAGACGUACAACCUAUUGAAUUAUGUGCACACACUGUAUUUCCAGUCGUCAAGCACAAGCUGAGUGCUCACUAGAGCUUCGCUAAAAAUAAGCACAUGGUCAGAGUGUUUGUUCCUGGGUUCAACACCAAUCAGCCAUGACUGGUCACUGUUUAAAAAAGGGAUGUAGUCUCUUAAAAGCUGCGUUUUAUAGCCAAGAAGUUAGGGCUGGGUGAUAUGGCCUCAAAUCAAUAUCACGAUAUAUUGAGCAGUUCACCUUGAAAACGAUAAAUGGACGGUAACUACUCCACAAGCUGCUCACCCCAAUCAACUUCGCCUACUUCAGCCUACAACUUCUAAACCGUCUUCCAUCUCCUCACCUGUCUUUCCCUCUUUGUAAUGGACUUGUUGGGGUGGAGUCACGUCUCCGAUGUAGGACAGCAUCUUAGAGGUAUAUGAGACCAUAGGCGACCUACACACAUCCAAAACCAACUUUUAUAUAUUUAUUUAUUUGACACAGAAUAUAUUAUAUAUGGGCAAAAAUGACCUCAUUUAUUGUCAUAAAUUUCAGUAUCAGUAAAUUUUUCGGUUGAUCGCCCAGCCCUACCAGGAGAAGCCACUGUCACUUUACAAACAAAUUAGUUGGGCUGAUUUUGAGCUCGACUUUUUCAGCAGGCUUCAAGUGGACACUUCAGCAGCUAAUUAGGAUGUGAACGGCAAAAAGCUGAAAUUCCUCAAAAUCAAAAUUCUUCAAAAACGGGGUCAGACACAGUUUCAGUUUUCUGCUUCGGUCUGCAUGGUCUCACAAUAUCUCUGGAGCCACUUAGAAUAAGUUAGAACAGAUGGUUUCAUUUUUGUGCUCAAGUUUUGCACACAUUUAAAACAAUUAAAACACUCCUGCUUUCUCAUCAACUAUGGGGUGACUUCAAUGUGGAGAAUGCUGAAUGAUAUUGAUUUCAGUCUUAAGCCACUGAGAAAAAAACUCAGAAAAAAAGUCAGUUUUACAAAACCUGUAGAAAACUGGAGUUUGGAGAGUUUGUUAGAACUUCAUUGGUUUGACUUUUUUGUCUCAGUGGUGAUUCAUUUCCAGAAAGGUAAAUUGCCCACCUCUUUUCCUAUUCAAGGUACCAGAGUAGGACAUUUGCUGAAUGCACCACCUUUCUAUCUUACAUCAAGAUCCAAUCCACACUACUUUAUUUCCAAUGUGCAGAAAUGAAAGACAUCAGUGAUGGAGGAGAGCCUGUUAAAAAGCCUUUAUUUUUUACAGCUGAUGUGUGCAGUGAAAGUAAAUUUUCUUGAUGUUUUCCGUGCUGCCUCACUGGUCUGUUGUGAUAUCUGGGCUUUCCAACAAAUGAAAACACAAAGCCAUCCAUCCAUGACCCACUCCCACUGAGUCCCAGCCUGCCGCAAUCAACUUCCGCAGUGAGUGGGUGGAACUGUGGGAGUGUGUGUCUCAGCGUGUGUGCUUCUGUGUGCAUGUUUGCUCGUGUGUGUGUGCGUGUAGAGGUUUUUUCAAGUGGAGCUCCUCUUGUGUCUGCUCUCUGCAUACAUUUCCUGGUUGAAGUGGCUGAAAGGGAACAUCCAAUUGGGCAAUUCAGGGUGUGUGUUGAAGUGUAUAGUACAUGUGUAGGUAAUAAGUGACUGUUGAAUGCACACAUGCACAGACACCUGAGUAACAAAUGUAACUGUACAGAAGAAGAAAAGGUUAAUUGAAUGAUUUGGUAGUUUUAGUGUUUACAUAUGCAGUUACUGUUUGGUACGGAAUCCAGAUUUCCUCUGCGUCUCUUAUAAAGAAUUGAAGCAGGUGAAAUUCAGAGUACAUCCUCUGGUUGAAGUCCAGGGAUUGUUUUAAAGCAGAUUUUUUAGUUUCAUAAAGACUUAAGAUGAAAACUGAGCUGUCAGAUCUGCCCAGCCUGUAAAAGUGUAGAGCCCCCAUGAGAGACUUUCAUCCACUGGCUUCUUCAGAGGACUUAGAUAAGAGGUAAUUGAAUAAAGACACUGAUACACAGACGUAUUCAUUAUAACAAUAGAAGUGCUGUCUGGCUUUUCUUUAGACUGAACUUUUACUGUAUCUAUACUCUGUUCAGACUUUAAAGCUCCUGUGAGGAACUUUAGGUUUUAUUAAACUUGGCAACACCUGUGCACUAAUAUAUACAUCCCAAAAGUCAGAUUAGAGCUAAUCUAGGCUUGACUUAACUGAUCAGGGAUCGGUAAUUUGAGACAAUCUUACCCCAAUCUUUAAAGUUAAUGGCAACAAUGCGGAAAUGAGAAAGCAGAGACAGUCCUACAGUCACUAAAAAAACUAAAUGGGGCACCCUUACUCAUGUCAUUCAACCAGAAUCAUCACCAUCAAAUUCACUGUUCAGAACUAUCCAGUUUUGUUGCUGUUUUCUGCUUUUGUAGGUCAUAGAGAAGCAUCAGUAUGAAUUUAAGUCUGCUUUAAAACCAGCCAAAAAGUCCUCUCAGGACCCUUGUGAUGGGUUUUCUGUUUAAAGCUACUAUAAGGAAUUUUUAGUGUCAAUAUUUCUGCAUCCAGUACUCAUCACAUCUUUGCUGAUUUGUCUUAUUAUUGGACAACAUUUGUCAUCAAACCUUCUUAUAACAUAAAAAUGUUGGGAAGUCCAUUUCAAUCUUAUUACCUGUAAAAGAAAAAGGACCAUAAAAUUAUACCAACACCUCUUAUUUAAUCAUAACUGGCUUUCUCCAACCUCAUAAGAAGAGUUAAAUAAAGCGCUGUUAUCGUUCAUUAAACAAGUUUAAUUAAUAACCUGCUAGUAUAUUGCUGGGUGUGUCUCUGACGAUGAAAAGAAGAGGAUGUAUAUCCCUGAAACGCUCCAAUAAUGUUGAAAUAAACCAAUGUUGGACUUAUCUCAGAUUGUAUUUUUGGAUUUGCUGUCUUAAGUCCCAAAGACAGAAGAGAAGGGAACAGUCCGAGCAGUGUAAGCCAAAGUGCAAAGGCUCCUACCCUUUCACUCACUACCCAGCAGCAAGUGCCAUUAUUUAAAUGUCACAAGUCUAUGAAAUGGCAAAAGGAUGAACUGCUGAGAAACAGAAAAGUUCAAAAACCUGCUUUGCCCAAAAAAAAAAAAAAAAGAAAAAAUCGGCCUCAGCAUUUUGACCGAAAAUAAAUUACUGUUGCUGGAAUAUCUCCGACACGCUGCGCAAUUUUCUGUGGUGCACUGCAAAUUGAUAUUGAUCACCGCUUAAGCACACAGAGUGACAGGGCGACACCUUGAAGGGUUUGUGAGUAGUUAAGCUCCAAGGUUCAUGCAUCCCUUUGUCCUCCGUUUGCAUACUAAAUCCUCUACAUCCACUCUGAUUACUCCCCAUCAAUCUGACACACCACCUGACUCAUCCUCUUGGUGUUUACAUGCUCACUGUUGCUUCCUCAGGUACCUCCAGUGGCUCGGCCUCUUUCAAUCAAUAACCAAUCAAGUCAGGGGACACACACACACACAUAAACACACUGCAUUGUGUUUACAGCAUCCUGUACUGGCUUCUGUCCUUGUUAUUAGCUCUCUGGCUUGAGCAUCGAUCGCUGUGGCCCUAAAGGUCUCAUUAAAGUACCAAAGGAGGGAAAGAUGAGACAUCUACGCUGAUCUGGAGGCACAUAUAAUUUAGUUAAAAACUAAGUCCCAGUGUUCACUUUGUGUCAAUAUAACAUUGUUUACUCAGGCUUGACUUGUUACUGUUUGUAUCCUAAUAAUUUUUAUGCUUUAGAUAUGUUUUAUACAAGAUGUAGUAACCCAGGUUAAGGCUUUUAAUGGUCUUAUUGUAGCACUGUAAAAGCCAAAGGUAUGUGAGAGUCCUCACUAUCUGUACUUAAGAAAUACGAAAUACGUAAGAAAUUGCAGUUGGCCAAGCGCCCCCUUGAGGCUGGCUGCAGACGCACUGGUAGGUUGACUAAAGGUCCUUACACACCGGGGCCGACAGAAAUAUAUGACGCGAAAUCAAGAAAUAUUCGGAGGCAAAUUUUACGCACCUGACCAUACACAUCAUCCCCGAUGCGAUUUUGCGACUUUCCGGGGGGAAAAGAUGCAUCCCGGGGAAGACUUUCCCAGAGGACAGUCCCGCCUCCUUCCUCUGAUUUGCCUAGAAAAGCCGGAAACGUCAUCACACGCUCAAGCCAAACGGUCAGCACUUAUAGCCAACCAGAGGUGAAGGAGGGCGGGACCGUCCCUUAACAACCAGUAGAUUUAGUUGUCUCUCAAUCAGAGGGUCAAGGGCUUCAUCUUAGGUGUAGUUGUCCAGAGCAACAUCCAUCCACUUGGCAUCUCUUGAUGAGGUGGAGGACAAACAAAUUCAUUUCUCUAAAAGAAGUGCUCCAUGGUAAUGUUUAUGCAAAUUGUGACCAAGAGCGAUGCAAAUUAAUGAAGGUGAGGCUCAUCAUUUCUACAGCUUGUUACUGUAAGUUUCAUUCUAAGAUCCUAAGAUGGUUUUAACAACCCAGAAGAGAGACGUUUGUCUGAUGUGAUGGGAAUGUUUGAUCAGUCGUGUAUUUAGGACCCAGGGUUAAAGUAAAUUUUUAUCAAAUAUCCAUACGUAUUUUAGUCUCAAACCAAGCAUAAUCGGAGAAUAUUUAUCAAAUAGAUGUUUCAGUACUUUGAAAUCUAACCUUCAAUAUGAUAGUGUAAAGGUCUGAAGCACAAGACUCAGCAGCAGUCUACCAAAUUACAGAAGCAUGUUGCAAAAAAAAAAAAAAAAAAGGAAGUGAAAUUUUCAGCAUUCACAGACUUCUUUUUUCUACUGACCAGCUGCUGACAGAACGAUUCACAGCUGCUGCAGAAAAUCCAAAAGUCCUUCAACAUCUUAUUAAAAGGCAACAAAAAGGACAUGUUUGAUUUUACAGCAUUAACCAAAGGAAAUCUGUGAUUUUUGCAGUGACAUACUUCAAAAUUAUCUUAGUCAUAAUGAGUCACUUAAAGUUCAAAGUUAAACUUUAUACAUGUUUGAGGUGGAAACUUUUCACUAUACUAAACCCAGGGCUAUUAAGGGUUUAAUUUUCAUAGGGCUGGGCGAUAUGGCCUCAAAUCAAUAUUAUGAUAUAGUGAGCAGUUCACCUCAAUAACGAUGAAUGGAUGAUAACUACUCUACAAGCUGCUCACCCCCUCCCACAUUAACUUUGUCUACUUCAGCUGUCGCUCCAGCAGCUACAACUUCUGAACCGUCCUCCAUCUCCUCACCUGUCUUUCUCUCUUUGUUACAGACUAGAUGGGGUGGAGUCAUGUCUCUGAUGUAGGACAGCGUCUUAAAGGGACACGAGACCAUAACCUACCUACACACAUCCAAAACCAACUUUUAUUUAUUUAUUUAUUAUUUUGACACCAUAUAUAUUGACAUGGGCAAAAUGACGUCAGUUGUUGUCGUAAAUUUUCGUAUUGGUAAAUUUUCAGUUUAUUGCCCAGCCCUACCAGAUAAUUUGAGCUUGACUCCCCUCUUUGGACACAAGUCUGCCACAUACCCUGUUCUUGGAUAAUUUUUAGUAUUAGCGUGGAGCAGGGGGAAUUUUCGGUUUAUCGCCCAGCCCUACCGUACCACAUAAUGUACUAAAUCCUCAAAAUACUGUUGACUCCAGUGUAAAAAAACUUGGAUGGCUCUCUGUGUUCCCCAUCUUCUGUAUCCCCUGUAGUUUCUCUCUCCUCCGUUCCAAUUUGUCCAUCCUUGUUCACACCUCUCCUCCUGUCCCUUCACAGUCUGUCUAUUUUAUAUUUCCUGGGGCUUUCCGGAGCUCAGUUUUACCAUUUUAACAGAUUUAACAGUAACUGUAUGUACCCACAGGAUUUCAUUUGUCUCCUCCUCCUCCUCCCCCCUGACAGUGGUACCUGGACAGAAUUGCUGGAGGAGAGGAGAGUUAAUUGCCUUCCGCUGUUGAAAGAGAGCCAAGAAUUGUAAGCCGUAGCCCAACAGUGUUUUAAUCGACUGCAAGGCAAACUCGGCGUCUUCGAUGCAACGAGCUGCAGAGUAAUUUGCUGCCUCAGCUAGUUUCUGCUCAACAAGAGAAAGGAGGGACUAAGAAAGAAAAUUGAGUAUAUAUAACGCAAAAUAAGAUGCUUCAAAGUUAAGAAAGAUAAUUGAAUAUUUUUAGCUUGUGACCUUUCAGAUUGCACUGAUUACUAGAGGCUUAAACAUGAAAAGAGCAUCUGUGAGCUCUCAGAGGUGGUGCCAAAGCUCUAACAUCAACCGAAAUAACACAAACAGUAGGAGAUACCCUCACAGUGUGUGCCAGUGAAAACCCACCUCAUUGUGCCGCUGUGGGCCACUCAUCCACUAGGGAGACAUCCCUCAGCAGCACUUGGUCACUCCAUCAUCUCCCAGCGGACAGACGCUCACACUGCUGUCAUUACUGCUGAAGUUUCAGUCGCUGGCAGCUUCUCAGCAUUCCUGUCCGUCAUCCAUGUUUCCACACACGCACACCAUGCCCCUGUUUCCCAUCUCUCUCCAUGUCGUCCUCUUCCCUCUAGCUCGUGUUUUUCCUCACGUCCACUGCCUGUCGCCCAUGCACAGAAGCUCCAAAAAUGUAAUGCAUGACUUAUUAAACACUGGGGCUGUGACAUAAGUCAGUCUGCUGAUGUCAGAGUGGGACACUUGGGUGGGAAAUUUCAGGUUGUACUGCAGAACAUAGGAACAUGCCAGUAUUUCAUGGCUUGGACUCUGGUGGUGACAGAUAGAUAGAUGGGGUUAACAAAUGUGGACCAGGACCAGGAACAGAGAGAGGAGCACAGAUAAAGUAGCUACAACUCGGGUUUACAGUAUCGUGAACUGAACAGUUGACUGAGGAGUAAACAAUUAAAUAUUCAUGAGUGAGGCUAUCCAGCUUAAGUACAUCUUUUCUGAAGUGACUUUGCUUUGGCCUUGGAAAGGAAAAUAAACCCAGUCUUUUUUCACACACCAAUCGUAAACAAGUCAACACUAUAAACCUCUUUAAAAGCACAGAUCCAGCCUUCAUGUAGAAGCUAAAUGAACUGCUUUUGCACUUCUUGCUGCUUGCUACCGCUCAGAUUAAAGCUAGCCUGCAGCCUUUCACCAGCCAGGAUUUUCAUAUGUUGAUUGUAAGCAUGCUGCCCUUUGUAGUUAAGACUAGUUUGAAUGAAAUGAGGAAGAUUUAGACACAAGCAAACUGGGUUAAAUAAAAUUCUGUACGGCGAAACAGCCCAAGUUGUAGAAAAGGUUGGCACAGAAAGCUGGAAAUGAUCUCCAUCAUUUCGGGCCUCUUUUCAAGAGCCGAUGAAGAGCCAAAGAAGAGGAGGCAGGGUAAAGUUCACGCAGAGCACGAUCUAACCAGAUGCAGUCAGAAGAGAUGGGUCUACGGAGCGACCAAGUGGAGGUUAGAGGCUGGCUGGCUGGUUGUUCGGAUGGUGGGUGGGAUGGAAAGAAGCCAAAUACAGCGAGAAUGGAGCGAUAAACAGAAGGAAAAUGGAGCACAGACAGAGUGCACAAGAUCCACUGGGAUUUAAACACAGGAAGUCAGCUUGCAUGAUAGACAUAUAAAUCUGACGAAUUUUGGUUCGACUCUUAUCCUCUAGAUUUACUUUGUUAUCAGAUCAGCAGGAAAAAGCACACAGUCAGGAAAUUAAGUAGAAGCAGCAGACGGUAACACUUUACAAAAACUAUAACUUAUGUGUGAUAAUUAGACCAUUUAUAAAUGUUAAGUAGAUAGUUUAUAAAUGUUUAAUCAUCAUUUAUAAAUAGCAUAUAGACCAUUAAUAAAUUUCAAAUAAUACAAUUUUAAAAACCUAACCCUAACUGUACAAGAACAUCUAAGUAAUGUUUAUAGAUGGUUUAUAAACCACUUAUUAAUCAUUUAUAAAGUGCUACUGACACGCAUUUCAAUCUGGAUGUUUUACAACCAAUAUUUAAACCCUAUAUAAGCCUUUAAUAAAUAGUCCAUUAAGAAUUAAUGAAAAUUAUUAAUCAUAAUAUUAUUGCUUGUUAAUGGUAAAGUAACUAUUAACUAACGUUAAUAAACUAUCUAUUUUCCAUUUUUAAUUGGUCUUUAUGCUGUUUUUAAAUGGUGAUUAAACAAUAAUAAACUAUCUAUUUAUGAUUUAUAAAUUAUGGUUGUUGUAAAGAGUUACCCAGCAGACAAAAGGUAGAAGCUUAAUAUGAACCUGACAAAGUUGAAUUUGAAUCAAAUACAUACUUACACUUGUUCUGAAUUUAGUUUUAAAAGUUAUAGACAUCAGGCAGUUAAUAUCAUGGAUAUAGUGUAACAGUUUCUGAGAAGGAAAUGUGCACCAGAGUAUCAUCGACAUAUAAAGGUAUGUUACGUUUCUGACAGCUGGACUGAGCAGGAGGUUGUAUAACGUGAAAGAGAGUGGGCCAAGAACCGACCCCUGUGGAACUCCAGGGGGAACUAUUUGAAGUUACUUAAUGGUAUAGUUAAAUAAAAGUGUAGUUAGCCUAGUUAACCAAGUUUUUCUCAUGAGAUCUUUAGCAGUGAUGAACAGGUAACAUGCAAACUGCUCAUUUAGUGGAAGUGAGUGUGUUCGAAAUGUCAGAUCAGGCUGACAUGGCCUUGCAGGUGAUAAUCAGUGGAAUAUUUGCAGAGGGAUUUUGCAGAGAGAGAGGCAAGAUGUCACUUUGCACAGUGGAGGCUGCUGUGGACAAAGGUCUAGAAAUCAAACACACCUCACAUGUGGUCGCUCUGUGUAGAUUGAUCGCCUUUUUAUUUGUUGUUUUCUUCACAUUAUCGGUCAGAUUUAGUAGUUUCUCCUCCUAAAAUCUGACUCUCAUUUUCUCCUUUUACCUCUCCUUGUUUCCAAUCCAGGAGGAUUUCCGGAAUAAGGUUCAAGAAUACAUCAAGCACUACGCCAGAUGAUAGGAGCAUCGGCUUCGUACGCCAGCCUGCACCAACCAACCAAACUGCUCUACCUUGCCUCUGCUUACCUUGGCCAACUACCUGCCCCCCUACGUGUGUGAAUCAACAGCUGACUCUUUGACUCUUACAACUCCCCUCCUCUUGACACGGCUCUGCCCAUGACCUGCUGUUCACCUGAUUGCAAUAAACUCCAGAUUGAAGGAACAAAUUAAAAAACAAAAAAAGGAAAAAAAAAUAUGUGUUUGAGGAAGGGCUUGCAUACAGAAGAAAUUGUGCUUUAAUUAUACUAAUCAAUGAGUGUUACAAUGACCACGAUGUCUGUCCAUUGUGGGGAGAUCACUGAAUGACGCCGCCUGACCGGGGUGUCCUUGCGCCGGGUGGAAGCGAGCCAUGGCGAUGAAUGGCAAAGGAUCAGAUGGAGUGAUUCACUACAGACGUUCAGAUGUUUUGAAAAAUCGGUGAAUCAAGAGAUGGAAUAUCUGUUGCUAUCGGUUCUCUGUUCCAGUGCCUGCCAUGUUUGUCGCUAAAGAGAAAAUGCAUGUGAGUUCACAAAGACACACACACAGACACACACACACACACAGUGUAACAUCCUGUAGUGAAAGAUUAACGCCAACAAACACAGGUUGCUGAACACUUUGCCUAUGAAUCAAACACACACACCCAAGACAGAGAGCCUCCAGCCCCACUUGACAGCAUGUGAAUGACCACAUUGUCCCGUUCUGUGUUCAUUCGCCUUGCAUGUGCACACACACAACUCUCAUUCGAACCCCUCCGUGUGUGUGUUUCAUCUCUGAUGGGAGAUGUUCGACGUCAAAAACCCCUGCCAAAUGUAUUGUACAGUGUCCAAUUUUACCUCCGAGCCCUCUCCUUACUGUCCUUUUUUCCUUUCCUCCAUCUGUCUUUGUUACAAACACUCAAACAGAAAAACAACAUACCUCUUUUUCAUUAGGGAUGGAGAGGUUUAUUCAUGCUCUCAGUGCAUCCAUAAAAUACUAGAACAGUGACACAUUUUCACUCUCCAAGAAGUUGAAAGGACUCGUUUGGAGUUAACUCUGCAGCCGAACCUUGAGCCCGCUCCUCAAAGUUUAACACUUACAAUUACUACAUAUAAAUACAAGUGUACCAAACAAUAACAUCACCCACAGUGAAGCCACCCGCAUGUGGCUCACUAUUAUAGUGUGGUUUCCAGAUACAAUAGGCAAGCAAUAUCUGCUCGGUGCAGAAUAGCAGGCAGGCUGUUUGAAAGUAGCUGGUAAAUACAGUGCAGCAGAUAAGCUAUGUGUUUAAUUUGGAUGUAGGUGGAGUCAUAAAGUGAGCAGAAAUACAGCUAAAAAUGUGAUUUAUUCUCAUCAAUGAUCAGCUGUUGUGAUCCAUAUAAAAGCGCAUGCCCAUUAAGAGCAUGUUUGAAGCACAGAUCAGCAGGUUUUAGGCUUUCUAAUGGAGACGAGGCGAAUCCCAAAUUUGAGUAUUUGGCCUGUGUUUUAUUUAGGGAUGGAGAUCGAAGCUUCUUCCUGCUUAAAAUACAUCAUCAAAACUACUUUUAAAGCAAGUAUUCAUACGGAUUAACUUUUUCUUAUUCACUAAAUUCAUAAGGCGUCUUUCUGCCAAUUAACAAAAGUGUUGAUAGUUGGAUCAUGGAGGAGUUUCUGACGGUACGGAGCAAAAGAAGUCAUUUCAAGUUUGAAAAUCUGAGCUCCAUCCUCAGUUAUUAUACUGCGGUAAAUACAUCAUGUCUCACUGUCCUAAGAUUUUAUGAAUGUGUUGUUCACCCCUCUCAUUCUGGUAGCUGUGGGGGGUCCCCGAAGCUAACAUUCUCCUCGAGUAGACCGGUGGACAGCACUCUGUUCUCUCUUUCUCUGUGUGAGUCCAGACUUCAUUUGUCUCUUUUUUUUAAUUUCACUGUCUGGUUUUGUUCUGAAAAGUAAAAGCAGAGGUUCCUGAAGAGUUUUUAUUUGCAAAGUAAUUAGUUAGUUGGUUGUUUUAAGGAACUCCUUUGUUUUCACAAGGUGGCAGGAGGACCUACAAAACUGACUCUGUUUUUUUGGCAUGCUAGCUCGCUAAAGAACUCAUAUAGAUGCUGCUUUCCCACGGCGUAAAAGGACUUGAGUGGAAGGCGAGGAGCGUUGAACCGUCGCUAUCCAACCAAGCUAACCUGGAGACGUCAAGAUCUCUCUGUGAACCUCUGCUUUUGGUGAUACUGGCCAUAAAAGUUCCGAUCGAGGGGUAGUGUGUACGUGUGUGUCUGCGUGUGUGUAUGUGUGUUUGCGUGUCGCUCGGCCCUGGGUAGCAUCGUGCCUCCAGUUUGAGUCAUGACUGGUCUCACUCCAUUCAGCUUUCUGUUCACACGUCUGCAUGAGGCAAAGUCUACGUGAUCUGCCAGUGGUGCAUUUUACUAAGGAUGUCAGAAAAUGUCGUUUUACGUUGGAGAUGUAUGAGAGAGAAUGAGUGUAAAAGUCUCAAUUUUGUGCUUGUUGAAUGUGUGUGUGUGUGUGUGUGUGUGUGUGUGUGUGUGAGCGCAAUUACAGUAUGCCAUGUUGAAAUGAUGUGACUUGUUAGCAUGCUCUGGUUCUCCUUUACCCCUCUUUUUGUUCUCCGGGCCCCGGGGUAAACAGAUGAUUAUUGUUUUCAAAGAGAAAGUAAGCAGAACGACAGGAGACACUGGACUCUGUCAAAAUAAAGGACCUGAAUAUAAGACAAAUACCAGGACUAGUGGAAAACUUCGCAAAUGUGGGUGCGGCAGGAUUUUCAAACAUGGUUUUGGUCCAAUAACGCUGAGACGCAGGAGUGGAAGUUAUUGCGUCCAAUACAUCGUCCUGAUCUCUCAGCCUUACUCGUACACCCACCUUGGCCCCGUUGGACUUGUUGCGACAGAGCAUAUCCUUUAUUUUGUCAGUAGCAGUGUGUUUUGUUACCCAGGAUGUGAUUGGAAAUGGUCUUUUCUUGGGCUAACUCCAUCUUUGGGCCAGAGGAGAAGAUUAACAGCCUGUUCUUCGAAUCCUCGACUUUUUCUUUCUCAGAUUGUAUAUUCAUUUUUUAAAAUAUAUUAAAGAGAAUAUAAAUAAAACUCUGUGUCUUGUUUCUUGACUGUCCCAAACAACAUCGCAAUCAAGCUCCAAA